Molecule: messenger RNA, 1122 nt
Organism: Daldinia childiae
Lineage: Eukaryota; Fungi; Ascomycota; Sordariomycetes; Xylariales; Hypoxylaceae
Product: Saccharopine dehydrogenase [NAD(+), L-lysine-forming]
Exons: 3
Coding region: 1-1122 (373 amino acids)
Cellular component (GO): cytoplasm
Molecular function (GO): saccharopine dehydrogenase (NAD+, L-lysine-forming) activity
Source: RefSeq, a predicted model, not a curated record
AUGGCUCCAACAAUCCUACAUCUACGCUCAGAGGACAAGCCUCUUGAGCACCGCUCUGCACUCACCCCCACCACAACUAAGGCCUUGAUCGAUGCUGGUUACGUCGUCAAUGUCGAGAAGAGUCCUGUCCGAAUCUUCGAUGAUGAAGAGUUCAGCGCCGUGGGAGCUACAUUAGUUCCUACCGGAAGCUGGCGGGAGGCACCUGAAGACCAUAUUAUUGUUGGUCUUAAGGAGCUCCCCGAAGAGAAAUUCCCUCUAAAGCACGUAUUUAUUCACUUUGCACACUGCUACAAGCAACAACGAGGCUGGGAAGAAGUCCUUGCCCGCUUCCCUCGCGGUAGUGGCACCCUUCUCGAUCUCGAGUUUCUCCAGGAGCCCGAGACGGGACGUCGUGUAGCAGCCUUUGGAUACCAGGCUGGAUUUAGCGGCAGCGCUCUGGCUAUCAAGAACUGGGCUUGGCAACUGACACAUCCGGGCGAGCCUCUCCCCGGCGUUGAGAGUUAUCCUAAUGAGGACGCGCUAGUCGCUGAUAUCAAGAAAGAUCUGGCUGCGGGACAGGCUAAGGCUGGAAAAUUACCUAGGGUCAUCGUAAUCGGUGCGCUGGGUCGAUGCGGUCGUGGCGCGGUUGAUUUGUGCCUCAAGGUCGGCGUGCCCACUGAUCAGAUCCUCAAGUGGGACUUAGCCGAGACGGCCAAGGGUGGUCCUUUCAAGGAGAUUGCCGAGAGCGACAUUUUUGUAAACUGCAUCUACCUGUCAUCUAAGAUCCCCCACUUCGUCAACUUGGACUCGCUGAAGGCUCCUGGACGUCAAUUGAGUGUCGUGUGCGAUGUCUCGGCUGACACAACGAACCCUUACAACCCUGUCCCCAUCUACACUGUUGCCACAACAUUCACCGAACCUACAGUACCUGUCGAGGGACUAGAGAACCCUCCUCUGAGCGUCAUCAGCAUUGACCACUUACCCAGCUUGCUACCUCGGGAAUCUUCCGAGUCGUUCAGCAAUGAUCUACUGCCGUAUCUUCUCAAGCUAAACGACUGGAAGAACAACCCGGUGUGGGCCGGUGCUUACAAGCUGUUCCAGGAGAAGGUGGCGACGCUACCCAAGGAGGCACUAGAAAACUAG